This is a messenger RNA of Trematomus bernacchii (emerald rockcod), 3526 nucleotides long. RefSeq names its product WAS/WASL-interacting protein family member 1-like. The record is from RefSeq and is a predicted model, not a curated record. Gene Ontology annotation, molecular function: actin binding. Lineage: Eukaryota; Metazoa; Chordata; Actinopteri; Perciformes; Nototheniidae.
CCCGACUUCCUCGCCUGGUGCUCAGCAGAGGCUGGACUGAACCCUGAUUAUGCAUGGCUCUGGGUCGGUUUAGCUGCCUGCUGCCUGCCUGCCAGUCCUCUGCAGACUUCAGGCUGCACACAGCUCCUCCACAGCCAACAUCAGCAUAUUGAAGAGGAAAACCCGUGCACAGCGUUUCAUACUGACACAGGGUGCAGCGCCCCGUGCAGACAGCCUAAAGUGGAGCCAGGAAGAUGCCACCCCCUCCCCCCCCCACCCCCGGGGCCUCCCCCCCCGCCCACCUUUGCAGUAGCCAACACAGACAAGCCAACUCUCAACCGCUCAGCGCAGAGUGGAAGGAACGCUCUGUUGGGUGACAUCUCUAAAGGCUCCAGAUUAAAGAAAACCGUCACCAAUGACCGCAGCGGACCCACACUGGAUCAACCCAAAGGAGGAGGAGGUGGAGGAGGUGGAGGAGGAGGUGGAGGAGGAGGUGGAGGAGGUGGUGGAGGAGGAGGAGGGUCUCCUGCCUUAGGAGGCAUGUUUGCAGGAGGGAUGCCCAAACUGAGGUCUGCAGGAGGCGGUAGUAGAAAUGACUCAGCCCCCAGCAGAGGACCCAUGCUCCCACCUGGAGGCCGCUCUGGUGGUCCCAGUCCCUUCGUGGUGGGGGGGGGUGGGGGCUCCAUCGUCCCGCCCAAACUCCCAGCAGCCCCUUCUAGCGCCCGUAACAGCGUCCCUGAUCUUCCAAAGGGCCGACCGAGUUUCUCCUCCAGACAGGACACUCCGGGCGGCCCCCCCCUCCCGUACCCACACAAUACCUACCCAGCCCAGAACUUCCACUCUCGCGGGGCCCGUCUCCCCCCCUCCCUCCCUGCAGGACCCCGACCCACCUCCGGACCCCCGCUUCCGAGCGUCCCACCAGGGAGGCACGGCCCUCUCCCCCCCCCCCCACCAGGCGGCCCCUCGUCUGGGUCGAGACAAGGGUUCUCCGCCCCUCUCCUCCGCCCCCGAAACAGCAGCAGCAGCAGCAGACCCACGUUACCUCCGACCCCUGGAGGGAGGCCUCCUCUCCCUGACGAUAGACCCCCUCCCCCCCCAGCUCCCGCGGGGGGUCACAGGCCGUCGAUGCCCCGUGAUUUCCCGCCUCCUCCUCCCUCCCUCAACUCCAAACCUCCCUCCUCUCCGUUCUCCUCCUCCUCUCGGCCCUCAGUCGGUGGGGGUGCCCCUCUUCCUCCGGGACGACCGGGACCCCCCCCUCUCCCCCCCUCGCCGGCUGGAGGGGACGACCACAACACGCCUCGCCUGCCCCAAAGAAACAUGUCACUCAACAGCCAAGCUCCAGUUCCAGCCCAUGCCCGGGCAGGUCCUCUGCCUCCUCCACCCAACGAGAGACCCCCAGCUCUUGGGAGGAACCCAUCCUCAUCACGCACAGGUCCUCUUCCUCCCCCUCCUCCCUCAGGUCGUGGUGUGGGGGGGGGCAGUGUGAGGUCAUCACCAGCUCCUUCUCCUAUUGGUCGGCCCAGCCCAGGACCUGGAGGUAGACCCCCCCUCCCACCGGACAGGCCCGGUGCAGGGGGGGCUCCUCCUCCUCCCCCCCCCAUGGGCAACGGAUAUCACAACCAGAUACAGGAUGAGUGGGAGAGUCGGUUCAAUUUCCAUCCGGUGUCGGACCUACCUCCGCCGCAGCCAUACGUGCACUUCCAGAAGACUUACCCCAGCAAGAUCGGCAAGUCCGACAACAGAGGUUCUGGUAAAAAGGAGAGAGGAGCCCCCCCUCUUCCUCCUAUACCCAGGUGAAGAAGACGUAGCAUCCAAACAGCCCUGGAACAACUUUCUCUGCUUCUCUCACUGUCCUCCUCUCCCUCUGUGUUGCGCUCAUUGUGCUUUUUACCUGCGGCAUGUGGUUUCAUUUGUGGACUGCAACAUGUGAAAUGGACCUGAAGUACGGGGGACCAAGUAACAGGACACACUCACAAUGUGGAGUUUGCAUCAUGUGCCUCUGUAGCAAAAUAAAAACAGUCAAAGACCAAAGCCUGGUAAUACUCCGGUACUCUGUGUUCAGGUAGAAAUAAAAAGUCGUUAAGCAUUCAGUAAAUAUGUUUUACAACCAUGCUAGACCUUUGUUUUCCGUUUGAUAGAUCACGUAUGAUCAGCAGUAGGUUCACUAACCCUCACUUUUAUUCCAUUAACUCACUUUUCAUCCUCUCAGUGUUACAGUCAGUAAAUUGCUCGUUAGAUAUUAUAUUUUACAAACCAGCUACAGAUUUCUUACUUGACAAACAAACCAACAUUUUGCAUGUAGCAUGAGUGACUUCCCCAGCCUGUUUUCACAGACAGCACUAGAUUAAGCUAAACAACAUGUUAUGGUAAUAUUAUUGCCAACAAUGGAGUGCAAUGGUUACAGUGCAGGGUUUAUAGUGCGACCAAUCGGCUUGUUACAUUGUGUUGGCUUCUUCUGUUCCAGUGUUUCCCUUGUGCCUUAUUCUGUUCAGGAUUGUAUCUCCAGGCUGCUUACUUAAGGGAUUAAACCUUUUUUGUGCCUUAAAUUAUGUAUGAAUGUUUGUUCAGCUGGAUUGGAUCACCUGCUGAUGUAAACAGAAGCAAUAAAGCAGCUCCAUUGCUUCAACAUACUUAGAAAAGUAGUGUCUUAGUCUCAUCGAUACAAAGACAGACAUGAAACCAAACUAAAAUGGACCUCUUGCCACAGCUGCGUAAUAUCAUCCGGGGAAAUGCAGGUGUUUGAUUUUUUGCCAAAGCCACAUGUGCCUUCACAGUAUGUACAUCUGCAUCUGUGUGUUUCUGUUUGAACCACUGAACGGUACUUUUCAUUUGUGACGUGAGGAUGCAUUUAAUGUCUGAGAUGUUUUAAGGGACAUUGUGUGGUGUUGUGGCAGCGUUGGUUUACAAUAGAAGUGAUCCUUAUUUGGCCUGUGUUGUUAAAAAGCUGCGUAUGAAGGACCUGUGUUUAUAUCUUAAUGAUUUAAUCACGUGGUAUUGAAGGACUGUAUUAUUUUAAGUUAUGUUUCAGAACUGUGCAGUAUUAUGUUUGUUUUAUUUUUGCUUCAUCCAGCACUGCUUUGAAUGGUCGUUUGUAUGCGUGAUGUAUUUUAUCAUGUGUUGGUCAAAGUAAGAUUUUCUUAAAGACAAUCAUAUGGAAGUAAACUUAUUUACAUCAAUAAAUAAAAUGCUUUAAGAUGCUUUGUGUGCUCUACCAUCAGUGAAAUGUGCUUUCAUUGGAAUAUACAGAUACUUAAGCACAAGGAACGAUGGAAUAAAAUAUUAUGUAUUACCGAACAAUAUGCAUCAUUUACAUGUAUGUGCAAUAAAGCUGGACAAUGAUUCAACAGUGUGUCAUGAUAUAUAGGACAAGUACGUGAUAUACAAAUACAAAGACUCCAUUGCUUAUCAUAACUUCCUGUCAAACAUGUCUACACAACCUUUUCCUACAAGAUGCAAUAAUGCAAGAAAGAAUGAUCACAGCUUAGAGUGGAGUAAUAAAAUGAAUCAAUAGUUGGUGGUUUGUUUGAAUUAAACUUUGUUAAAAACG